AAACGAAAAACGCGAAUGAUUAUUUGACUGAGUAGUGUACCUACUAUGUUAUGUAUGCCAAUCCGUAAAACAAUCCGAUUCUUUACCAUUCUAAGUAUGAUGAAAGGCAUUUCAAAUUUUUUAAAUAUAAUGGGAUCAAUACUUACUUGAAGGUGAAUAGUUUUUGAUAUCUAUAAGUAGAUUGUAUGAUGGUAAAUAGAGAAUUUGUUGCGUCUCGAAUAUAGGUAGGUAUUGUUCCAACAUGCCAGCUUUCAUUCAGUACCUAAUUUUACUCUUGAUCUCAAUCAAUACAAUUGUCCACUGCCGAGAGCCAUUUUUAUUUACCGAAGAUAUUUUGGAGAAAUCCCAUGGUAAAAUUAUUUUUUCAUCAGUGAUUUUUCGACAUGGAGACCGUUCACCAACAAAAUUGUAUCCUAAUGACCCUUAUAGUAAUGAAAAGUAUUGGCAAAUGUGUUGGCCACAAGGGGAUGCACAGCUGUCAAAAAUUGGCAAACUACAAGAGUACAAUUUAGGAAAAUGGUUUCGUAAAAGAUACAAUUCUCUGAUACCCAACGGAUACAGAUACGAUCUAUUGAUAGCUGAAAGUUCGAACCUAGAUCGUACAAUAAUGAGUGCUGAGUGUUUCCUGGCUGGAUUCCUUCCUCCUUCAUCGAGUGAAACGUGGGCAGAUGACGGGUUGAAAUGGCAACCAGUUUCGGUUCGUGCAAUUCCGCUAGAACUUGACAAUAUAUUUCGUUUUGGAAUCAAGUGCGAAAGAUACAAUUUGGAAGAAGAUCAAUUCAAUAAAUCUCCCCAUGCAUUAGAUUUUUAUUUGACGCAUCAAAAGCUGUUAAAUUACAUCGCGGCCAAAUCCGGAUAUAAUAUGUCAUCGGAUAAUGUUUUAAAAAUCAUCCAUGAUGCUUCAGAACUACACCAGGCUUUAUUUAUUGAACAAUCGUGUAAUUUGACAUUACCAGAGUGGACGGAUUCCAUAUACCCUGAGCCUUUGAUACGAUUUGCAUCGCUCGGGUUUUUAGUCCAAGCGUACUCGCUACAAAUGCGAAGAAUUAGAGUUGGUCCUCUACUCGGUAAACUGAUACAAGAAAUGGAAAUGAAAAUUCAAGGGAAACUGAAUGCAACGUUCCAUUUUUAUUCUGCCCACGAUACCACUAUCGCUGUACUACUAACUGCCUUAGAAAUGUAUCAGGAUAUCUUCAUAUUACCUCCAUAUAGUUCGUCGGUAAUAAUUGAAUUGAGACAACAUAAUGGAAAUAACAUUGUGACGAUUUUGUACAGGAAUUCGACCACUGCGCCACCUCAGCUUCUAUAUUUACGUGGUUGUGAUCAUGUCUGUACAUUGGAUAAGUUCAAAACAUUGACUCAACAUAUUAUACCAGAGAAUUGGCAUGAUGAAUGUGAUGCAAGUUUGGUCAAAGAAAAAAAUGAGCGAAAUAAUAUCAUAUUUCAGGAAAUUAUUAAUUCAUUAGGUCUCAACGUAGAAACCAGACAGAUGGAGACUAAUAAUUAUUUUAAUUUGCCUAUUUGUCGCGAGUGUAAUUCCAAAAUGGCAGCUUCUAUUCUGUUUCUACUUUUACUUUCAAUUUCGAAUAACAUAAUUGUUUACUGCGAAGAGCCACUUCUCUUCACCGAAGAUAGUUUGAAGAACUCCCAUGGAAACGUUAUAUUUUCAUCAGUGCUUUUUCGACAUGGGGAUCGAUCACCAUACGUUUUUUAUCCUAACGACCCUUAUAAUCAUGAAUUGUAUUUCCAAAAGUACUGGCCAGAUGGGAUAGGACAGCUAACAAAGGUAGGUAAGCUUCAAGAAUACAAUUUGGGAAAAUGGUUCCGCAAAAGAUACGAUUCGCUGAUACCCCAGGGAUACAGAUACGAUCUUUUGAAAAUAGAGAGUUCAGACCUAGACCGUACAAUAAUGAGUGCUCAGUGUUUCCUCGCUGGAUUCUUUCCUCCUUCGAUUAGCGAAACGUGGGCGGAUGACGAUUUGAAAUGGCAACCGGUUCCAAUACGUGCAAUACCACUUGAACUUGACAAUAUCAUUGGCUUUAGAGGGACAUGCAAUAGCUAUAUUUUGGAAAAAGAUCGGUUCAAUAAGUCUCCUGAAGCGCAAAAUUUUUAUUUGAUGCAUCAGAAGCUAUUCAAAUACAUCGCUGCCAACUCGGGGUACAAUAUGUCACCGGAUAAUAUUCUUCAAACUAUUGAAAAUGCCUAUGUCUUGUAUGACACUUUGUUUGUUGAGAAAUCACAUAAUUUGAAAUUAUCAGAAUGGACUGAACGCAUAUAUCCGGAGCCUCUAAAACAAUUUGGAUCCCUCGGUUUUUUAAUGGCGGCGUACUCGCAUCACAUGCGACGGAUUAAAACUGGUCCUUUUAUUGAUCAACUAGUAAAGGGAAUGGAAAUGAAAAUUCAAAAGAAAUUGAACGCAACAUUUCAUUUUUAUUCUGGUCAUGAUACUACAAUCGCCUCAUUACUUACUGCGCUUGAAAUGUACAAGGAUAUUUUCAUACUCCCUCCAUACAGUUCGUCGUUAAUUUUUGAAUUGAGACAGAAAGACGAAGAUCACUCUGUGACGAUUUUGUAUAGGAAUUCGACCACUACACCACCUAAGCUUUUACGUUUGCGUGGUUGUGACCAUGUCUGUACGUUGGAUAGGUUCAAAACAUUGACUCAACAUUUGAUACCAGAAAAUUGGAAUGAUGAAUGUGAUGCUAGUUCGGUAAAAAAAGAAGAUUCGCGAAAUACCUCUUUCCAGGAGAUGAUUACUUUACUGGGUCUUAAUAAAGAAACUACAUAGAAAGAUGAUAAGUAUAAAAAUUAACAACUUUGUACCUACUGCAGUGUUCACUCUCAUUUGAGUACCUAUCUUCUCUUAAGUAGGUAUUGUCUUUCCUACAUGUUUUUUUCAUCUCAUCUAUCUCACCUAUUAAUUUUUCCUCAAUUCCAACUUCGCAUGUUUUUUCUUCUGUCAACAUUCCACAUGCCUACCCACCAGUUACAAUACAGCAAUGAUUGAGUAUAUGUAGUAUGUGCAUCAUAGCUACAAAUACGGACCAGUUGUUAUGGUCUUUUAUCAAUCAUUCAUAUAUGUACUUGAAUUCAUGCGUAGAUACCUACUUAUGCAUUGAUCGCCUUAGAAACUAGAAAUGAAUAAAAAUAAAAAAUAUAUAAAAAGUAAAAAAGAUAA
Molecule: messenger RNA, 3178 nt
Organism: Planococcus citri (citrus mealybug)
Lineage: Eukaryota; Metazoa; Arthropoda; Insecta; Hemiptera; Pseudococcidae
Exons: 15
Coding region: 242-2788 (848 amino acids)
Biological process (GO): dephosphorylation
Molecular function (GO): phosphatase activity
Source: RefSeq, a predicted model, not a curated record